This is a messenger RNA of Eublepharis macularius, 3593 nucleotides long. RefSeq names its product cleavage and polyadenylation specific factor 7 (gene CPSF7). Gene Ontology annotation, molecular function: mRNA binding. The transcript has 10 exons. Gene Ontology annotation, biological process: mRNA alternative polyadenylation. Lineage: Eukaryota; Metazoa; Chordata; Lepidosauria; Squamata; Eublepharidae. The coding region runs from base 163 to 1605 and encodes 480 amino acids. The record is from RefSeq and is a predicted model, not a curated record. Gene Ontology annotation, cellular component: mRNA cleavage and polyadenylation specificity factor complex.
UGGGGUUCUGGGCCUUGCGCGAUAUAACGGGGCCGGAACGGGGGAGGGAGGCGCUGGCGUUUCAUGGUAGGAGCGAGCGGGCGGAAAGGAGCGGUGCGGUGCCGGGUGGCGCCUUCCGCUCCCAGCGCGGGAAGGAGGUGACGGCGAGCGCGAGGGAGCGCAAUGCUGCUCUUUCUCCCCGGUUCUCUCAGUGUCGCUCCGGAAAAUAUGUCGGAAGGAGUGGACCUCAUAGACAUCUACGCCGACGAAGAGUUCAACCAGGACUCUGAGUUUAGUAAUGCUGACCAGAUGGAUCUGUAUGAUGAUGUGCUAGCUGCCAGCUCACAACCGUCUGAAAGUUGCACUAGCAGCUCUGAGCCGCCACCUGAAAGCCGCCAAGAGCAGUCUCCUAAGCCGAACAACAAAUCACCUGCUAUCUUGUAUACCUACAGUGGACUGCGUAAUAAGAGAGCUGCUGUUUAUGUGGGAAGUUUCUCUUGGUGGACAACUGACCAGCAGUUGACCCGAAUAAUACGUUCAGUGGGUGUUUAUGAUGUAGUGGAGCUCAAGUUUGCUGAGAAUAGAGCCAAUGGCCAGUCCAAAGGGUAUGCAGAAGUUGUGGUUGCCUCUGAAAACUCUGUCCACAAACUUCUGGAGCUGCUACCAGGAAAAAUUCUCAAUGGAGAUAAGGUGGAAGUGAAGUUGGCCACCCGGCAGAACCUUGCACAGUUUGAAGCACAGGCUCGAAAACGUGUGCCUCCGAGGGCUCACUCAAGGGAUUCCUCAGACUCAGUAGAUGGCCGAGCCACUCCAACAGAGAAUGCAGUGCCACCACCACGCAUUGAGAAGCCUCCUUCUGUUUUGCCUUUCUUCAACCGCCCUCCUUCUGCUCUCCCUCUUAUGGGGCUACCACCUCCACCAAUACCACCACCUCCUCCACUUUCCUCAAGUUUUGGGGUUCCACCUCCCCCACCAGGCAUCCACUAUCAACACCUAAUGCCCCCUCCCCCUCGGCUUCCUCCCCACCUAACUGUUCCGCCUCCUGGAGCAGUGCCACCUGCUCUGCACCUCAACCCAGCCUUCUUCCCCCCACCAAAUGCAGCAAUGGGCCCUCCACCAGACGCCUACAGUAAGGCCUCAGCCCCGUAUAACCACAGCAGCCGAGAGUUGGGCCCAUUGCCACCACCUGUCAGUGAAGCUGAAUUUGAAGAAAUCAUGAACCGGAACCGAGCAAUUUCCAGCAGUGCCAUUUCCAAAGCUGUGUCCGGUGCCAGUGCAGGAGAUUUUAGUGAUGCCAUUGAGACUCUGCUUACAGCCAUUGCCGUAAUCAAACAGUCUCGUGUAGCAAAUGAUGAACGCUGUAGAGUCCUUGUCUCGUCACUUAAGGAUUGUCUCCAUGGCAUUGAAGCCAAGUCCUACAGUAUGGGCAGCAGCAGCAGCAGCAGCAGUUCCUCCAGAAAAAGACACCGGUCUCGGGAUAGAUCACCUAGUCGAUCCCGUGAGAGCAGUAGGAGGCACCGAGAUGCGAUCCAUAAUGAAGAUCGGCACGAGGACUAUUUUCAGGAAAGAAGCCGGGAGCAUGAGAGACACAGAGACAGGGACAGAGAAAGAGACCGGCAUCAUUGAGAGGAGUGUGGUAGGAAUUCAGUGUUUAUAUGGACUCGUAUCUCCUCUCCUGAAGACUAAAGGAUGGAUGCUUCUCCACCCUCUUCUUCCCAACUUCCCAUUGCCCGUUCUGGACCCCUUGGAAAGAGACUUUGCCUGCAGAACUCCAUCUGGCACACUGUGGCAUAGGGACCUGAGCUCUGCCAGUAUGUGUCAUGUGCUACUGCUGCUGCUUCAUGGAGAAACACUGAAUGACUUGGAGUUUGGGAGGGGUUGUCUGAGCCACUGUGACUAGGGGGCCACUUCAAUCCAUGGAUUCUUGGACCCAAAGAGAAUGGUGCUUUCCACAGAGGUUUACCCACCUCUUUCCUUUCCAUGGCUUUCUAGGAGCACCUGGGAGGAACCCAUACAGCUUGUCUCUUGUAGAAAGAACUGUUGCUUCAGCACAGCAUGAGAUGUCUGACUGUAGUCUCACUGGAGCUUGUGUCCACAGUCCAUACUGCAUUGUCUUCUCAGGCAUCCAGCCUCCUAAAGUCUGAUUCUUUUUCCAAAGCAGCUUCAGUCUUGCCUCUCUGGUAUCAUUGUACACAGCUUAGAAAGCAGUAUUUUUUUUAAUGCAGUGAGAGGGCAGGCUGGCUAUUGCUUCCAGUCAGCCAUCUUUUGUUUCUCUUCUCUAUUUCUCUCUCCCAGUCCAACAUAAAUUCCUGAAAUCUACCAUCUCCAUUCUGCUUGUCUUUUUCUAGAGAGGCCUGUAUUGGUCAUUGUGUCCCAAUAGGGAGUCUCCCUUAAGAAACUGUUCUGGCUUGGCUAUUCCAGGUACUCUUUCCACAGGUGAUGCAUAUUGCUUACAGUUUCCUUGCUUUGUUUCAUGCAAAUAUCUGCUUCAGUUGUAACUUCUUGCAUAAACCUUUGCUUCCGGGGCAGCCCUCCUAGAGUGCUACCUUCCUUGUUGUAAAGGAAGUGUUGUAGGCAGAGACCAGAUUGAUGAAAUGGCAUGGAAUGGGGGCAAGUCAGACUGAGGCUAGCUUGAGGUUACAGAAUGCAGUUCACUCUGAGCAUUUUUAAGUUCUGUGUGAUUUAUGUGUCGGUUCAAGAUCUAGAACUUUCCUUGCCCCCAGUCUAAUUUUGAAAAAAAAGCUCAUGUGAGAGAGAUUCACUCAUGAGUUUGCUUCAGAUGGCACCUACUUUGCUGAUCUGCAGCAUACCAUUCUAAGGAAAUGCUUGGAGGUAGUGGAAAAUUUCUGCUUGUUCACACCAUGUAUACUGUGUUACGUAAACAAAAAUAAGGUUUCCGGAGCCUCUCAGUCUUUAAGCUGGCAACCCUUUCAGGCCAGAAGCAUCAAAAUCUGCUUAGGAAUGUUAUGGAACAGAAGUAACUGUAGAAUUAAUUUGUUAUCUUUGAGAUGUAACCCCUUGGAAUACAGGUUUUGAUGCUCUGACUUAGUCGGAGUUCUUCAGUUUCUUAAAAUCAAGAUAACGUGUCUCGUCUUGGAAUAUGUAAUCUCCAGCACCUGGAUCUCUGUAAAAAGGCCAAGUAUCUAUUGCAUUUGUGAACACUUCAUGUGACUGACCAGCUGCAUGGUGAAGCUGCCCCAUGUAGGAGGAUCCUGCCUGGUCACACUGAAACAGUUGUGAGGCCUAAAGAAGAUGAAUGAUGCCUGACAAAGAAUGUCACCUCCUUUUGUACUGUUGGUCUGAGAGGUGCUCAACUCAAAAUGUUUUUUAAGGAAAACAAAGUUAUGUAAACUAAAAUGGGAUGACAGCUUAAACUGUAAUGUAUCAAAUACAAAACAUUUGAUUGGAAGAGUUGUUUUUUAAAUAAUAGGACAUUUUAGUUUGUUUUGAAAUAAUGGAAGUAAAAAGGAGAAAAGAAAAACCAACAACAGAAACUUAGCAUUGGUUCCCCUUGACUCACCCACCCUGUUCUUCGUGAUUUGAUUUGUUUGUCUUUUUCUGAUAGGUUGGAAAUUGUGUAAUAAACUUGAUGAUAUUGUCAAUCUUUUAUACUG